Molecule: messenger RNA, 564 nt
Organism: Solanum lycopersicum (tomato)
Lineage: Eukaryota; Viridiplantae; Streptophyta; Magnoliopsida; Solanales; Solanaceae
Source: RefSeq, a predicted model, not a curated record
AUGUUUCUACAGAUAAGGAAAAACUUUUCUCAACUGACCUGGGAAGACGUUAAUUCCAAGGAGGAAACUCUGAAGACCGUUCUCAUUCCAACUCCCUCUCAUGAUAUACCACCACCCAUAAUAUUGUCCUUAGAAUCCUCUUUACCUAGAUCACCAGUACAUGGUCCUCGCUCCUUCAAUUCUGGUCAGGUACCAGCAGCUACUGCAAAUGAUCUAAGGCAACUGAUGAUUGUAAAGGCUCUAGUAAAUACAUUCCCACCGCCUGACAUGUCUUAUGUUGUCAACAAACUAUUACGAUUUAUGCAUGAACCAACUGAUGAACACUUGAAGGCGGUUAAAAGGAUACUACAAUAUCUCAAAUCCACGGCAACAUCAGGUCUUCAUAUUCUUCACAACUCAGACUGCAAUUUUUCCAUGUACGCUGAUGGUGAUUGGGCGGGAGACCCGAAUGAUAGAAUAUCCACAUCAGGCUAUGUUCUUUUCAUUGGGUGCACUCCUAUAAGUUGGUCGUCAAAAAAACAACAAGUUGUAGCUCAAUCAUCUACUAAAGCAGAAUACAAAUAA